AUGGAUCUCUCAUCCAAAGCACCCCUCCACACGCAUUUUCUCGAUACCCUCAGUGGACUCCCCACCAUCCGCGCAUUCGGGUUUCACACCGCCAUGCAACAACGCCAUACAAAGCUCCUAGAUAAUUCCCAAAAGCCCUUUUAUUUACUAUAUUGCAUCCAAGUAUGGCUGAUGCUUGUCAUCGAUCUCUUAGUUGCCGCUCUGGCGAUUCUGCUCGUCACGCUAGUGGUGAAAUUGAGAUAUACAGCUGAUGCGGGAUUGGUAGGUUUGGCGUUGGUGAAUAUUAUGGGAUUUAAUACUACGCUGUCGGCGGUUGUUAUUCAUUGGACGGCAACGGAAACAAGUGUAGGGGCGGUUGAGAGAAUCAGAUCAUUUGUGCGUGAGACUCCGGAUGAAAAUCGAAAAGAAGAUGAGAAUUUUGAAGAGGGAGAAAGAGAGGCAAAAAUAGAGGUACCGGAAGAUUGGCCUAGUAGAGGCGCGAUUCGAGUUCAAAAUAUAAUAGCAUCGUAUUCUAAAAACCAGGAACCAUGCUUACGAAACAUCGAUCUUGACAUUCCCGCAGGUCAAAAGAUCAGUAUUUGCGGUGCAUCCGGCGCGGGAAAAUCAUCUUUUAUCGCACUACUUCUGCAUAUGCUGGAAGUACAGCAGGGAUCAAUAACGAUCGAUGGGAUUGACAUUCUCAAGAUUCCACGACAGCUCCUGCGAGAACGCAUGGUUGUUAUACCCCAGGAUCCAGUCUUUAUCAAUGGUUCGCUUCGCCAGAAUCUCGAUCCCUUUUCUCUGCAACAGGAUGAUGUGGAAAUUGUAGCUAUUUUGGAGAAAUUGGGACUUUUACUUCCUGGUGUGAUCGAGACCGAGGGACUUUCUGAUGAAUUUGAUUCGAAUAUGUUAUCGCAUGGGCAGCGACAACUUUUUUGUCUGGCGCGUGCGGUGCUAGGAUACAGAUGGAUAAGGAGGGUGAAGAAUAGAUGUCCGAUUGUGGUAAUGGAUGAGGUGAGUGCGAGUGUGGAUGUUGAGACGGAGCGGGUGAUGAAGAGGGUGGUGGGGGAGGAGUUUGAAAGGUCGACGGUGCUGGGGGUUGCCCAUAGAGAGGGAAUGGUUGGGGGAUGCGAGAGAAUGGUGGUUUUUGCGAAGGGGAGAGUGUUGGAGGAGGGGGAGUGGAAGGGGUCGAGUAGGGAGAGGAGUGGACUCAAGGUGUGA
Botrytis byssoidea is the source of this 1200-nucleotide messenger RNA. RefSeq lists its product as uncharacterized. Gene Ontology annotation, biological process: transmembrane transport. Gene Ontology annotation, cellular component: membrane. NCBI's taxonomy places the organism in Eukaryota, Fungi, Ascomycota, Leotiomycetes, Helotiales, Sclerotiniaceae. Gene Ontology annotation, molecular function: ABC-type transporter activity; ATP hydrolysis activity; ATP binding. Bases 1 to 1200 code for a protein of 399 amino acids. The transcript has a single exon. The record is from RefSeq and is a predicted model, not a curated record.